Molecule: messenger RNA, 996 nt
Organism: Puma concolor (puma)
Lineage: Eukaryota; Metazoa; Chordata; Mammalia; Carnivora; Felidae
Gene: CCDC190
Product: coiled-coil domain containing 190
Source: RefSeq, a predicted model, not a curated record
AUGGAGAGGCACAUGGUCGGGGGGCCUCUGUAUAAGCACUUCGAUUUGGAGAGGAAGAACGCCAGGCAGGCCGACGCCAGGCUCAGCCAAAGACUGCAGAGACUGGAGCGGGUCUGCCUCUACCACAUGAAGUUGCUGACCCGCGAGCAGAGACAGCUCCAGAAAGAACUGCAGAGGCUGCAGGAAGAUAUUGUCAAGAAAAAGCUCUCCUCUGAUUUGCGGAAUGGAAUUCAGAAGAGACCAGAAGACGUCCUUGUGUCCUCACCACCAAGAGGGAAGAAGCAUGGAGGUCCACACACUAAUGACGUUAGAGUGCUGGCCACCAACAUGACCCAACAAAUGUACAGAACUAAGUCCCAGAUGCCUCUUUUCCAUCACGCUGGCUUCAAAGACGCCACGAAAAGCAAAGAGCAGUCGCUAUCUCAAAAUUACAGAGCUUCUCACUUCACAGCCGAGAAGCCACAAGCCCAAGAAAAAGAUUUUAUGAGCCCACCAAAAGGCAAAGACUCCAACAAGGGCAUCUCUAUUCUGUGUCAACAUCAAGACGUCUCCAUCAACACCCUAGACCAAGGCCCUGGUUCCAGCCCAGUUUGUGAAAGUGGAACACCACACAUGGAUGAGACCAGACCAAAGGAUGCCAGCCUAAAGCCAGACCCCAAUGCUGGGAAACAAAGUCCCUUGAAUCCCAUGGAAUGUGCAAGAAACUUGAAAGGCGAGUCCAUAACACCUACCUUCUUAGAGCUGUUUGCUAAGGUCAGAAAUGCCCACUACCUCCGGCACAGGGUCCCCCCGGAGUCUGAGAGAUUGCUUAGCAUUGGGGAGAUAUUCGGGCACAAGGAAUCCUUACAGCCCAGAACAGGACAGGAGUGUAAGAACAGGGGAUAUAAUCUCUCACUGAAUGAGCAAUACAAGUAUACAAAAAAGGAGGGGAGAGAUGAAUCUUCUGACAACACUUUAAGGGAUGCGCAUAUGUUGCGGAUGUCAUCAAAAAUAUGA